Molecule: messenger RNA, 694 nt
Organism: Exaiptasia diaphana
Lineage: Eukaryota; Metazoa; Cnidaria; Anthozoa; Actiniaria; Aiptasiidae
Product: cytochrome P450 709B2-like
Exons: 3
Coding region: 131-694 (187 amino acids)
Molecular function (GO): oxidoreductase activity, acting on paired donors, with incorporation or reduction of molecular oxygen; monooxygenase activity; heme binding
Source: RefSeq, a predicted model, not a curated record
CUAAAAAGGCUUCAAUUCAUCGGCCAUGAUUUUAGCACGAUUGAUUGUCUGAACACAGCUAGAAGUAUAUGGUCUGUAAUUUACCUAAAAUUCAAUCAAAUUGAGAAAAGAGCAACAAGAAAUUAGAGACAUGAUCCUCGAGUUUCUCAACGAGAUUUUUCGUCGUCUACAAUCGAUAACAUGGCAGUCUGUGAUUCUGACCUUAAUCGCUUGUUUCGCUGCUUGGGUCAUCCAUAARAUUAUUCAAGAAAAGCUUUCUCCUUUGAGCAAGAUUCCUUCACCUCCUGGUCGACUUCCUUUCUUUGGGCAUCUUUUCACUUUGAUUGAGGCAGGCAAUGCACAUUAUAAGGUACAAGACUGGCAUGGUAAAUAUGGCCCUAUCAUUAGGUUUAACUCAGGAUUGGGCUUUGGAAUCGGUGCGGAAAGAGUUGUUGUGUAUGGAGCAGAUCUAAUAAAACAGGUUUUAGUCACAAACUCAUAUAAAUUCGAUCGAUCGACGUUUAUAAAGAGUCUAGUUCCUGGAUCUGGUAAUGGACUGUUUGCGUCGAAUGGUAAAGAUCACGCAAGACAGCGAAAGAUGAUUAAUCCAGCUUUUAAUAUUGCAAAUCUACGGACAUUUGUGCCUGCAUUUGUUGAUUGUACAUUUGACCUUGUGAAGGUGCGGAAAGAGUUGUUGUGUAUGGAGCAGAUCUAA